Messenger RNA from Sesamum indicum (sesame), 1947 nucleotides. RefSeq lists its product as uncharacterized. Lineage: Eukaryota; Viridiplantae; Streptophyta; Magnoliopsida; Lamiales; Pedaliaceae. The record is from RefSeq and is a predicted model, not a curated record.
CCGUACCCCUCCUCCUUACUAUGUCAUCAUAGCUUGAAUUUCAAGAGUCUCGACGGGAUCAUCGAUUCUGUCGAAACCCUUCUUUCCUCAUCUCUUUCUGUGAGCUACUUGACCUGCUUGAACAUGCUAACAGCAUCUGGACUCAUGGAUGUUGAUGUUUCUGAUUCUGCCAACGGCGGCUCAAAUUGGAUGAGCAAGGACGGUAGCUUUCUGAGGCCGUCAGUUCAGCCUGCUGAGUCUGGAGAAGGACUUCCAUAUGCUCCUGCAGAUUGGCCAAAUGCUGGUGACGUUUGGACUUGGAAAGUGGGAAACAAAAUUAGCCCAUCAGGCUAUUAUACCCAUAGGUUCUUGAUUCCUCCAAAGAGGCUUUGGAAAAGCCCAACUAGGAAAAUAUGGCUUGGCAGUAAGACUUCUAUAAUACGUUUUCUUCAAUCUGAAUUUCCUGAAGCAGAUAUUAACACAUUUCUCGCAUCAUUUACUUGGGAAAUCCCCGCUGAGAGAAGAUCUGUGAGGAAAGCCAAGAAAAGACCAACUUCUCGGACGGGUACGACUGAAGCAGAGUCGGGAGGUCAAAUUUUGAGGAGAACAAGAAAUUCUGCAAGAAAACUCACUGGGGUUACAGAUCAGGGUACAACCACCUUAAUGGACCCGCCUUUAUUUGAACGAGUAUCAGCCGAUGUAUUAAGUUCGCAUACUACUGCUAAUGAGAAUCAUAAGGCAUGUGAUCCUGACAUUGCUGUUUGUCCUGUACAAAAUCCUGCAGGCUGGUCUAUUCUUGGUUGCAGGCCUAAGGACCCAAAUCCCCGAGCGGAUCAUCUAACUGAAAUGACUACAGAUGGUUUUGACAAUUAUCUCAAAUCACUCGAUGAAGUUUUAUUUCAGUCAGUUCCGAGAGCACCAAAUUCAGGCUCAGCCUUGUCAGAAAUGGAAGACUUAAAGAAAGCUCGAGAGGAACUUUCUUCCCUUAUAGCAAUGGAUUUUCCGAGUUUGAUCACUUCCAACAAACUUCCAGAAGUUACAAACCUGUCAUCCAAGCUUCAGUCUGAUCCACAUCUUAGCACAAAAGAGCUUUACAUGCUGAAUCUCAUUCGGGAAAUCCCGUCAGCCAGCAAGUGCUUCCUAGAUGCUAAGCAAGUAACAGUUGAAGCUAAUAAAUUCUUUAUGGAGCUUGAGGCCAACAAAGGCCUUAUCACUGCACUUAAGCGUAAAUAUAUGUUAUCGAAGGACAAAAUAGCUCUUCUCCAGGCUGAAGAUGUAGCUGCAUCAUCAACCAUUCAAGAAAUAGACGAUGAAAUUGCAAUACUACAAUCUCGCAGAGCUACACUUGCCAAAGUUGUUAAGAGGAACCAAGAAAAGAUUGCUGAACUUGCGUCAGCUCAAAAACGGGUGUCUGAUUCUAUUCCGAAGAUUGUUAAUGAGGUUCAGAUGGCGAACUCAGAAAGAUCAGGAUGGGAGCUGAAGCAGAAGGAAGCAGCUAAGCAGGAAGCUGAGAUUCUUCUUAGAUUUGCCCCACUUGAAAGGUAUUCGUUCAUGCACUGAUUGGUAGAAGGUUAUGGGCUUGUGGCACAUAAGUUUCCAGGAAGAUAUCUGCAAAUGACAUUUUCUACCCAAUUUAACAUUCUAAAGACCUAUAUAUGCCACAAGGCAAAGAUCUUCCCCAAUUAAUGCAUGAAACAAUCUUUCCGAAGGAGCAAAUCUGGCAAAAAUCUUCUCCCUCGUCCAUUCUGCUUUCUCAAAACCAGCUUAACUGGGUUUCUUGGAUGGAAUUUAUAGUAGCGUUUUGUACUGGGAAGCAGGAUAAGAUCAUUUUGACUUGUAUAGCUGAGAUUUGAACUCAUAGGGUUGCUGUUGCAAUAGGAUUUGCAUUUCAGAUGCAUGUAAUCUCUCUUUUUGACGUGCUAUCAGAAGUGUUAAGAAUUGAUCUGGAUGUGGCCCUGUUCCUGCUAA